AGGGCCGCUGUCAAAAAAGAUCAACUUCCGCUUUUACAACCGAUCUACGCAUCUCCUCGGGCCUUUGCUGUUCUUUUCCGGCUGUCAAUUGCAAGGAGGAGACAACCAUGGCUCCGAGAUACGAAAUGUGCGUCGGCCUGAACAAAGGCCACAAGACGACCAAGAUCAAGCAGCUUCAGUACCGCGGUGAUCGCAAAGUCAAGGGAAUCCGCCCGUCUCGCCUGAAGGGUAUCCAAACCAAGCACACCAAGUUCGUGCGCGAUCUGGUGCGUGAGGUCGUUGGCCAUGCCCCGUACGAGAAGCGCGGUAUGGAGUUGCUGAAGGUGUCCAAGGAUAAGCGGGCGCUCAAGUUCCUGAAGCGACGCCUCGGCACGCAUAUUCGCGCCAAGAGGAAGCGCGAAGAACUGUCCAACAUUUUGGCUCACAUGCGCAAGGCGGCGCACAAGUAAGCUCCCUUUGCCUCCUCUUCGGUCGGUGGCAGUUCCAUGUUUUCUCGUUCGAUUGGAUGGUAAUAACCACGGUUGUGGGUUUGGAGGAUACCAUCGGCUUUAUGAUCGUACGACUCAUGGAACAAUCAUGGAAGGCACUGGAACUGCAGCCUGGUGAUGCGUGUUUGUGUAAGGAUUACAACAUUCGUGAGGAAUAAAACGAUUAAGAUCCACCAAAAUAA
Anopheles moucheti is the source of this 670-nucleotide messenger RNA. RefSeq names its product 60S ribosomal protein L36 (gene RpL36). Gene Ontology annotation, biological process: cytoplasmic translation. NCBI's taxonomy places the organism in Eukaryota, Metazoa, Arthropoda, Insecta, Diptera, Culicidae. The transcript has 3 exons. The coding region runs from base 108 to 449 and encodes 113 amino acids. Gene Ontology annotation, molecular function: structural constituent of ribosome. The record is from RefSeq and is a predicted model, not a curated record. Gene Ontology annotation, cellular component: cytosolic large ribosomal subunit; ribosome.